Molecule: messenger RNA, 1325 nt
Organism: Dromaius novaehollandiae (emu)
Lineage: Eukaryota; Metazoa; Chordata; Aves; Casuariiformes; Dromaiidae
Gene: CDK1
Product: cyclin dependent kinase 1
Exons: 8
Coding region: 177-1088 (303 amino acids)
Biological process (GO): mitotic G2 DNA damage checkpoint signaling; protein phosphorylation; G2/M transition of mitotic cell cycle
Cellular component (GO): nucleus
Molecular function (GO): cyclin-dependent protein serine/threonine kinase activity; ATP binding
Source: RefSeq, a predicted model, not a curated record
GAUUGGCCGCUUUGAAUUCUCCCGGCGCGGCGCCAUUGGCGGGGCGCGGCGGCGGCCGGGCGCGCUCAGUUCGAAUGCGCCCCUCCCGGCGCGGCGCCAGCCGGGACCUCCUUGUGGCGGCGGCGAGCGGGCUCGGGCGCGCGGCGGCGGCUCAGGGAUAAUCAUAUCAAACAGCAAUGGACGACUAUACAAAAAUAGAGAAGAUUGGGGAAGGUACUUAUGGUGUUGUAUAUAAAGGACGGCACAAAGCAACAGGCCAAGUGGUUGCCAUGAAGAAAAUACGUCUAGAAAGUGAGGAAGAAGGUGUUCCAAGUACUGCUAUCAGAGAAAUUUCUUUAUUAAAAGAGCUACAUCAUCCCAAUAUAGUCUGUCUUCAGGAUGUACUUAUGCAGGAUUCAAGACUGUACCUCAUCUUUGAAUUCCUUUCCAUGGAUCUCAAGAAAUAUUUGGAUACUAUUCCAUCUGGCCAAUAUUUGGAUCAUGCACGUGUUAAGAGUUACUUGUAUCAAAUAUUGCAAGGUAUUGUGUUCUGCCAUUCAAGAAGAGUUCUGCACCGAGACUUAAAACCUCAGAAUCUCUUAAUAGAUGACAAAGGAGUGAUUAAACUAGCAGACUUUGGAUUGGCUCGAGCCUUUGGAAUUCCAGUGCGGGUAUACACACAUGAAGUAGUGACACUGUGGUACAGGUCUCCAGAGGUGUUGCUAGGAUCUGCUCGUUACUCAACUCCUGUAGAUAUAUGGAGCAUAGGUACCAUAUUUGCUGAGCUGGCCACUAAAAAGCCUCUCUUCCAUGGGGACUCUGAGAUUGAUCAGCUCUUCAGAAUCUUCAGAGCUUUAGGGACCCCCAACAAUGAGGUAUGGCCUGAAGUGGAAUCCCUGCAAGACUACAAAAACACAUUCCCAAAAUGGAAACCUGGCAGCCUGGGAACACAUGUCAAAAACUUAGAUGAAGAUGGACUAGAUCUGCUGUCUAAAAUGUUAAUUUAUGAUCCUGCAAAAAGAAUUUCUGGCAAAAUGGCCUUGAACCAUCCAUAUUUUGAUGACUUGGACAAAUCUACACUUCCAGCUAAUCUGAUCAAGAAAUUCUAGACUUUUGGACUAAAUCAACCUGAGUGAAAUAAUUGUGAUUAUUUUUACUGUUAAGUCUGUCUGUAACUUGUAUGUCUGUCUUUCUGCUCUAAAAUUGUGGCUGUAUUUAGUGUGUUCUGGUUUAAGUGUUAUCUAAAUGUAAAUAUUAACCUAUUAGUGCUCAGCUCAACUACAAUGCAAGUAUUACUGCUGUCAAUGCAGUACACUUUCUAUAAAUAAAGCUUUAAACCCAGAAAA